Peronospora farinosa is the source of this 1170-nucleotide messenger RNA. The record is from the annotation of a GenBank genome assembly. Lineage: Eukaryota; Oomycota; Peronosporomycetes; Peronosporales; Peronosporaceae.
AUGUCAACUGGCAAUCAGUAUUGGAUGCCGGACCACCUCUGCAAGGUAUGCUAUGACUGCUCUGCAGCAUUCUCUCUCUUCCGACGUCGUCACCAUUGCCGACUGUGCGGGCAAAUCUUUUGUCACGAGUGCAGCAACCACUUUAUUGAUGGUACACCUCACAGGUUUCCAGGUAUCGUUCGAGUGUGUAAGUUCUGCUUCCAAUUUGCAGACGCAGCUGGUGGGAAGAAGAAGAUAGAUGAAAGCGAACAAAGACUUAACUCGAGCGAAAGUUUGGAUGGAAAUGAGACGUCGAGAAAUUCUUUGUCUGGUCGGUUUGACCGUUUGUCACGCCGGUUGAGUGGGGAAGUUGGCUCUACAAAGCCAUCGCCCCUUAUAUUUGGUCCAUCGGCUGAUCCGAUCGAGGAACCGAUGUUGUCAUUGUCACCUAUCGACUCGAACACAAGUGAUGUUACAGGCUUGGAUCAACUGACGGACGUAGCAUGCCUUACAACCGAGCCUAUCGAUUUAUGUGAGGAAUCUGAUAGCGUCGAUACUCGCCGGAAUUUCCGCCCACAAGUACGAACUAGAAUACGACAUUCUAGCGCAGAAUUGCUGGGUGCAAUCGAAAAUGGUAGACUGGACACAGAAGUGUUGGCUUUUCACAAUUGGGUAAAGAAUGUUUCGGCUGACAACGAGGUCUCAACUGUUUCGGAAAAGACGGCGAGGGAAAUCAAUACCCGUAACGGUAAUAACCUUUACACACAGCGAGACAUCGCGUUAGAUAAACAUAUGCAAAGGGCUCACAAGCAAAUUCGUGACGGCAUUCAGCAUUUUGCAUCAUCCGUCGCGAAUAGUUUGCCAGAGUCUGAAUUCAUUGGUCUGGAUUAUUUGGUGAAAACCUUGGAAGACAUUGCAUUUGUUGUGACGGGACAUUUGCUUUUCAGUAUGAAUUUUCGCACUAUUAGUGGUUUCAACUACGCACAUCUCGUGAAAGUGAAAAGCAUUGCAGUCGGAGCGACUGUGCAGACAAACAAGAAGGAGCCGAGCUACAGUUUCAAAUGGCUUGCUGGCACUGUGUGUCGCAAGCACUUAAGCCACAAGCAAAUGGCGCGCCAAGUCGAAAACCCUCGUAUCUUGCUGUUUGCUUGUGGAAUAAGCUACGAUCGCUCGAAGGCAUUGGGCGAAUGA